UGACAGCAGGACAAACUGUCUCCUUAAGUAACACAUAGGCAGGGCAUUUUUUAAAAACUCACUUUUUCUAAUUCGAUGCCACGAUGUUGCCUUUCAAGAGAACUUUUGAGAGCGAGAAGCAGCAGCUGCAGCAGCUCAACAGCAGACUGGCCCAGUAUCUGUCCAGGACCAAGCAGCUGGAGCAGGAAAACGCGCAGCUAAUCGCUCAGAUAAACAAACUCAGACAAGCGAGGACGGCGGGAUGGGAGCCCAAGUACCUGGGUGAGAUGCGGGACCUGAGGAGGAUGAUCGGGCAGCUGUCGUUUGAGAAGUCCCAGGCUGAGAUGGAGAGGGAGAAGCUAUGGCGGGAGUUGCAGAUGGUCCGGUCUCUGUGCAGCGAGCAGACGGAGGUGUGCCGGGACAUCAGCGGCGACAUCAAGAGCUACGAGAAGGAGCUCCACGUCGCGCACAAGACCAACGAGGAGCUCCAGCAGCGAUUUAUCCAACUGGAAAACGAGUACAAAUGUAUGGUAGAUGCGCACAGGCAAGAAAAGGAGCGCCUCCUGCGUCAGGUGGAGUCCCGGGUGGUGCCCAUAAUCACGCAAACUUACCGCGGGCCUCCGGUGGCCACUAUGGAGGAGGUGCAGGAGUACGCCCGCGGAGUUUCCGAAGGAUGGAUCGAGACUCUUGAAAUGUACCAGGUGAAGGUGGAGGAAAUGGAGCAGGCGAUCAAAGCGGACCAGGCGAGACUGAGCGAUCUGCAGAGGGAGAAGAUGCUGUACGCGUCAGAGUUGGACAAAUUACACACAGAGGCGGAAAAACAAGGACAGAUUCAGUUCCGUCUGGAAAAAGAGCUGAUGCACAUGCAGGAGAAAUUCCGGGUGGACUUCAGUGAAUAUCAG
Molecule: messenger RNA, 881 nt
Organism: Plectropomus leopardus (leopard coralgrouper)
Lineage: Eukaryota; Metazoa; Chordata; Actinopteri; Perciformes; Serranidae
Source: RefSeq, a predicted model, not a curated record